AUGCCCAACACAACAGAUAUGGCGUCCGCGCUGCGUGUCCCGGAUGGUCCCACUAGUGGGCUUCAAGACUUCGCCAUUGCAAUCAACUUCAUCUUUCCAUCGGCUGCCCUGCUAGUUGUGGCAGCACGAGUGGUAGGACGGGCGACCUCAAGGCAGUUUGGCACAGACGACUGGCUCAUUUCGAUUGCCAUGAUCUUUUCUCUGAUACAGACAGCAAUUAGCUACAUGUUUAUAAAAACAAACUUUGUCGGCAUCCACUUCAACGACAUUCCACCGCACGACCCAAUCCAGGGUGCUAUCUGGAAUUUUGCCGUUGAAUUUCUUUACAACCCUAUCCUCUCUCUCGCCAAGUCCUCGGUGCUCAUUUUCCUGCUCCGGCUCUUUGGCCAAAAGACCGGCAUCCGUCGCUUUAUCAUUGUGCUCAACACAAUCAACUUGAUGCAGAUGAUUGGUGUCUUUGUUGCCCUCAUCUUUCAGUGCACACCGAUUGCGUUUAACUGGGACAAAACCAUCAAGGGAGGCCACUGCGUCGACCAGCGGCUUCUGUUUGUAUCGACUUCAGCCUUCAACAUUCUGACGGAUAUUAUCGUGCUUGGCCUGCCCUUAUACAUUCUGGCCGACCUCAAGAUCCGCCGGCGAACUAAAUUUGGUUUGAUAUUUAUUUUCCUGUUGGGCAUAUUGGUCACAAUAACAUCUAUUGCCCGCAUGGUCAUCUUUGUCCAGGGUCUCUUUGGUCUAGUCGUGUCGCCGGAUCCGACAUUCAACAUUGGCUUUAUGACGUCUGAUAUCGAGACGAAUUUGGCACUGAUUACAGCCUCGAUCCCGGCCUUGCGUCCGUUCUUGAGAGCACGCGACCGCGGGGGGUGGCUGCCUCGGUUUGGCCGAGCACCGAAUACGACAGCCAACAACACAACCGAAAUGGCCCGCAAUACGGCAGCCACGGCCGCCUACCUUUCGCGCGCCUCCACCAUGACGGCUGCGACCAUGGCGACAAAGACGGCCACGAUACAAAAGUCGAGCAGCCGCCGUGGCCGCGACGCCAAUGGAAAGCUUCUGCGCAUCGGGACGACGUCCGAGCGCCAGCAGCCAAUGGAGCUACGCAGCCAAAGCCCGCGAAGCAGUGAGGAAGAGGCCAUGACAAGCAAUGGCAUUAUGCGCGUCAGCGACAUCCAGCGCGAGAUUGACGGUCUGGCGCGCGAGCUGACAGCCGUUUCCGGACCGUACUCUUCUUCUCGGUACACCCAUUUUCUGGAUACAGAUCCCGCUGCCGACAAUCUCCAGGGAGCACCACAGCCGCCCCGGUCAUCCUCGGCUCCGGGUUUUGGUCGGCGGCGGUUUGCCGACCAGUACUACAGUGAAGGCGCCGACCCGGAUGUCGAGUAUGCCCGUGAACGCGACUUCAACGAGGAGCGGUUGUCACGAUACGGCGAGCGGCGCUUCGGCGUCAUAACGCCCAAGGGCGUUCCGCCACAGUGGCCCGGUCACUUUGAAAACGGAGGUCGCAAAGAAGGCCAGCCCUUUUAG
Molecule: messenger RNA, 1524 nt
Organism: Sporothrix brasiliensis 5110
Lineage: Eukaryota; Fungi; Ascomycota; Sordariomycetes; Ophiostomatales; Ophiostomataceae
Exons: 4
Coding region: 1-1524 (507 amino acids)
Source: RefSeq, a predicted model, not a curated record